This is a messenger RNA of Fusarium musae, 1101 nucleotides long. RefSeq lists its product as uncharacterized. Bases 1 to 1101 code for a protein of 366 amino acids. Gene Ontology annotation, biological process: regulation of transcription by RNA polymerase II. The record is from RefSeq and is a predicted model, not a curated record. Gene Ontology annotation, molecular function: DNA-binding transcription factor activity, RNA polymerase II-specific. NCBI's taxonomy places the organism in Eukaryota, Fungi, Ascomycota, Sordariomycetes, Hypocreales, Nectriaceae. The transcript has a single exon.
AUGCUCGAGCUGCGUUUGAUGCAUCACUAUACAAAUGUCACCUCCAAGACGCUCCUGACCAACUCGCCUGCCGCCGAGGAUAUCUGGCAGCGUGCCGUCCCACAGAUGGCCUUCUCUGGCAACGGCAAGACGUAUCUCGCCGACGCCAUCUUGUCUGUCGCAGCCCUUCAUCUACGUUCAAUGUCUCCGAAUGACAAAGCAUUGGUGCGCGCUUCACAUGCCUACUCGGCCUCCUCUCUUUCUGCAUUCGGGGCGUCGCUGGGUUCGGGCAUUACGCCUGACAAUGCGGAGGCUCUGUUCCUCACAGCGACGCUCAUUGCUUUCCAAGCAAGUGCCUCGCGCAUCUUUGUCAAGGACGACGGUGAUUCUGCCCCUGGGGAUUCAACGAGCAGAUAUGUGCCGCCGCUCUCCUGGUUCCACGCUUUUCAAGGCGUCAAGACCGUCGUCGCAAACUCGUGGCAAUGGAUCCACCACAGCGACAUCGUCAAAGUUGUCAUUGAUUCACAACCUGGUUUCCAACUGAACCUCAACCCGCGCUCGCCUGACUCAUUCUUCGGUCAUAUGCUAGAAGGGCUGAACGAUGAAUUAAUGAACGAAGAUCCUCGUUUGCUGUCGACUACCACUCAAGCUUACUCACAUGCCGUCAGCGUGCUCAACUGGGCGCAUAAAAACUAUCACGCGGCUGCCGCACUCACCUUCCCUGCUACUGUUUCGAAGCGCUACGUUGAUCUUGUUGAUGCAAGGCGCCCCCGUGCUCUCGCCAUCCUUGCUUGCUUCUUUGCGUUGCUGAAGCGAAUGGAUAACGUAUGGUGGUUGCAAGAUGUGGCUCGUCGAGAAGUCAUGGGCCUAGUCAGCUUAUUCGAGCCCGGAUCUAAGUGGUGGCGGCACCUUGAGUGGCCAAUAAGGAUCGCUUUGUUGGAUGGCAGCUCUAUCCCACAAGACAUCUGGGGCACUGAACUCGAAGAGCAGGCGCCAGAGCAACAAACUGUUGGCUCCAUGACACAGCACAUUGAGAUAUUCGCCGAGAUGUUACACCAGCAUGCGCAGCCUCCUAUUCCCAUCGCAGACGAGGACCUCAUCGUUCCUGACUCACCUGACUGA